AUGCCGACGAGUCGCUCCUGUUCACGAGCAACCACUUCUUUGAUCGUGCUUUUGAGUCUUGAAGCGAGUUCUGGAUUCGUGAAUCAUCCUAUUGGAAGCUGUACUCGUGACAUCAUUGCAAAGACAACCAGAAGCCCGCUCAAUGUUCUCGCAGGCCCUGAUCAAGAACCUGCUGGAAACACCUUCCUCAAAGGACUUUCUGAUAAGAUUGGAAGCGUCGAUGACGAUCGCAUAAUAUACCCCGAAUACGAAUCUGGAGAAGUCUCGCGGGUAUUUAGUUCUUUGAGUUACAACAAAUCCGAACAAGGAAAAGUCAAUGCCAUUCAUGUCACUGGGUCUGUCUUGGGUGCCACUGCGUUGGUGGCUGGAACCACGGUCGGUGCUGGAAUCUUGGCCCUUCCUGCCGCCACUGCUCCCGUGGGAUUCCUUCCAUCGACUGCCGCCAUGGGUGUGGCUUGGUUGUACAUGACCAUGUCAGGAUUGCUCGUUGCCGAGUUGUCCAUCAACCGACUAGGACAAUCGGGUAAGCCUGGAAAAGGAAUGCUCGAUUUGUACGAAGACAAUCUUGGCCCCAACUGGUCCAAGUUGGGCAGUCUAUCCUAUUUCUUUUUGCAUUAUGCCGUGGUGGUUGCCUACAUUGCCCAGGGUGGCUUGAAUUUGGAUAAUAUCUUGGAUAACCUAGGGCUGAUGAACAAAGAUGGGGCACUCCCAGGAAUUGGGCAAGCUUUGUUUGCUUCGGUCUGCGCUUCUGGACUCUUUGUGGCCACCAAAAAGCAAGUGGAACAAGUCAACAAUAUCUUUGUUCUACUGUUGGCUGGUGCCUUUGCUGGAAUCAUUGGGAUUGGAGCUCAAUCGGCAGACUUUGGGUCCCUGGUGGACCUUUCCAAUCAACACCCCGAAAAAGUGGUCGAUGCCUUUCCAAUCAUCUUUUUGUCCCUCGUCUUUCAAAAUGUGGUUCCCACUGUGGUGAACCAGUUGGAGGGAGACCGUGAAAAGAUCACCAAGGCUAUCAUUAGUGGAACUACACUUCCAACACUCAUGUUCUUGGCAUGGAAUGCAGUCGUCCUGGGCAAUGUCCAAGGGAUGCCAGAUGCUUCUACGAUGGAUCCCGUCUUGUUGAUUCAGGCCGGAGCCCAAGGAGAUGGUGGUGCCUUGCUGGGCACUUUGGUUGGUGGAUUCUCCUUCUUGGCUGUGGUCACCAGUUUGAUUGGAUUCACCUACGCGCUUUUGGACGCUUGGACGGAUGUCUUUAAGAUUCCUCAAGAUGGACCCGAGUUUGACAAGUGGAAGCUUCCCUUGUUUGCACUCAUUUACCUUCCACCCUUGGCCUUGUCGGUGACCGAUCCAGACAUUUUUUACAGCGCUUUGGAUUACGGUGGCGCCUUUGGAGUUUCCACCCUGUUCUUGGUCCUUCCUCCCAUUAUGGUUUGGGGACAGCGGUAUGGAGAAGAAAAGACCGAGCUAUUGACAAAACCAAUGGUUCCCUUUGGAAAGAUUCCGCUUGGAUCCAUGUGGAAGGCAGCUGGAACAUUGAUUCUGGAACAAGGUGCUGACAAGUUAGGAGUUUUCGAGUUCAUCUCGGAACACAACCCAUUCGCCGCUCCAUAA
Cylindrotheca closterium is the source of this 1608-nucleotide messenger RNA. The record is from the annotation of a GenBank genome assembly. Lineage: Eukaryota; Bacillariophyta; Bacillariophyceae; Bacillariales; Bacillariaceae.